AUGUCAAAACCAUUAGAGAAGUCACCGUAUGAGCACUAUGCGAGGAGCCAGAUUGACCGAGAUGCCAGCAGUAGCCUGGUGUACCACUGUGCGGGCAGCCUGAGUGAUGACGGUGGUGGCCCCCGGACGCUGUUCUCCUCCAACAGCGGCUGCCUGUGCUGCCGUGUCCUGGCGGGCACCAUCCUGCCGGGCACCCGGUACCUGAUCUUCAAUGCUGUAGCGCUGCUGGCUCUGUUGAGUGCCCUGGCUGAUCCAGAUCAGUAUCACUCUUCAAGUUCUGAACUCGGAGGUGACUUUGAGUUCAUGGAUGAUGUCAACAUGUGCAUUGCCAUCACAAUUUCUGUUCUCAUGGUCCUUAUCUGGGCAGCGGCUGUGCACGGAGCAUACAAGCAACAUGUGACCAGGAUCAUCCCAUCCUUCUGUUACCAGAUCUUUGGUUUUGCCCUGAACACCUUGGUUGCAGUCACUGUACUUGUUUAUCCAAGUUCCAUCCAGGAAUACAUACGUCAACUGCCUCCUAAUUUUCCUCACAAAGAUGAUAUCAUGUCAGUGAAUCCUAUCUGUUUGGUCCUCAUUAUUUUUCUGUUUAUCAGCAUUAUCUUGACUGUUAAGGAUUAUUUGAUCAGCUGUGUUUGGAACUUCUGGGCUUACAUCAGUGGCAGGAACUCCUCUGAUGCCCUGGAUUAUGUUAUCAGCAGUGACGCUGCAGUGCUGUUACCCCCUACCACCGCCGCCCUGACCAGUGGAGGUCCAGCUUUGACCGCGUGGGUGAGGCCAAGGCCACAGACCCUGAAUGACAGCGUGGAGCAGAGCUUCCAACAGUCUCGACGACUCGGCUCCCAUGGUUCCGGGAAAGAGCAGUAUACUUCUAUCCUCUUCAGCUUCCAUUAA
Molecule: messenger RNA, 891 nt
Organism: Dama dama (fallow deer)
Lineage: Eukaryota; Metazoa; Chordata; Mammalia; Artiodactyla; Cervidae
Product: lysosomal-associated transmembrane protein 4B-like
Exons: 5
Coding region: 1-891 (296 amino acids)
Cellular component (GO): lysosomal membrane
Source: RefSeq, a predicted model, not a curated record